Scatophagus argus is the source of this 3350-nucleotide messenger RNA. It is a transcript of the gene stom, whose product is annotated as stomatin. The transcript has 8 exons. The coding region runs from base 172 to 1059 and encodes 295 amino acids. NCBI's taxonomy places the organism in Eukaryota, Metazoa, Chordata, Actinopteri, Scatophagidae. Gene Ontology annotation, cellular component: plasma membrane. The record is from RefSeq and is a predicted model, not a curated record.
AAAGAAGAGGAAGAAGAAGCAGCCCUUCUGCGUCACAGCAUUUACAAAUCCAAUCUUAGGGUAAUCUUCCAUCGCUUGCUCAGCGGUAUCGCAGCGGGACGUGGUCAACCGAGCAAACACCGGACAAUAACUGCUAACUGUUUCCUUUAGAUAUUGCAUUCGGCUUUAACUAUGCAUAACGACAGCGAAGACGUUGCAAUGAAAGAUGCCAGGAGACGAGAACGUCAGUCAGGUUCAAGCAGACAUGGUAUACAUGAUACUGAAGCUCUGGAGAAUGCAGACUCUGACAUUGGCUUUUGUGGCUGGCUCUUGGUCCUUCUUUCUGUCAUUCUCAUGGUGGCUACUCUGCCCAUCUCCAUAUGGAUGUGCAUUAAGAUUGUGAAGGAGUACGAGCGAGCCAUUAUCUUUCGGCUGGGGCGCAUUUUGCGAGGAGGAGCCAAAGGACCAGGACUGUUCUUCAUCUUGCCGUGCACUGACAGCUUCAUUAAUGUGGACAUGCGUACCAUCACCUUCGACAUCCCACCGCAAGAGGUUUUGACCAAAGACUCUGUGACAGUGAGUGUUGACGGUGUUGUGUACUACCGGGUCCAGAAUGCCACUCUGGCUGUGGCUAACAUCACUAAUGCAGAUGCUGCCACUCGUCUGUUGGCCCAGACCACCCUGAGGAACGUCCUGGGUACCAAGAACCUGGCAGAGAUCCUGUCUGACCGUGAAGAAAUUGCACACAGUAUGCAGUCCUCUCUCGACGAUGCUACAGAUGACUGGGGGAUCAAGGUGGAGCGGGUGGAGAUCAAAGACGUCAAGCUGCCCCUUCAGCUCCAGAGAGCCAUGGCUGCUGAGGCUGAGGCCAGCCGCGAGGCCAGAGCCAAGGUGAUAGCAGCGGAGGGAGAGAUGAACGCGUCACGGGCGCUGAAGGAAGCCUCCCUGGUGAUUGCAGAGUCUCCGUCUGCCCUGCAGCUGCGUUACCUGCAGACCCUUAACACCAUCGCCGCCGAGAAGAACUCCACCAUCAUCUUCCCGCUGCCGCUGGAGAUGAUGCAGGGGUUCAUCAAACACUGAGGGGGGUGUGGGUUGCAAAACAAAUCGCACUACAUGCGACACACACACACACAUAUUUAGUCCCUGUGUCUUCUUAAAUGACGCUUGGAAAGUUGUGCUGAAGCUAUGCUUAAAAAAAAAAAAACUUGUGGUGACCAGCACCACCUGUUUGAAAGCUUGUUGAUCACCUGACCAUCACUGCAUUUGAACACACCUCAAAGACUGACCACCAGAGCACGUGCACUUAUGUACUGUGCCUGUGUGAGAGGAAAUAGCUGCAUUCAUGACCUAAAAGAGAAAGCCAGAGAAAGAAAAGUACAACACAGACUAACUGACCGUUUUCGUGCAAAUGGGUGUUUGAUCGCUUCAUUCCAAAUUGCUUUUAGAUGGAUUAGACAGCUUUAGCAUUUUCGAGAAGACGAAAAUAUGAAAUGCAGCUUGCGUUGCUUCAGAUCAGUAUCUGUUCAGUGUCAACACUGAGCUGUUAGGCCGAAGAACCGGUCAGAAAGCUCUCUUAUCUCUUGCUGCUGAACUGAUAUGGUCGUGUGUAUGAGCUUUAACUAAGAACAGCCACAGUGCAGCAGGUGGUUUAACUUUUGUCCUGCAGUUUUUUUUAAGCUACAAAUGUAGAAAUCAGCCAAGGUUCAGAAACAAUAAGCUCAAACCGUCACAUCAUCUUUUUUUUUUUUUUUUUUUUUUACAGACAUUUUUAAGUGCCUGCUGGAUAUGUGGCCUUACACACACACACACAAUCACACACACUCACCCAUAACAUAACACACUGUAAGAUGCCAGUGUCACGUUGCGUCGUUUUAUACAUUAACGUAUUGUCUACUGUCUGAACUCUUAACAGCUUUAUUCCCAAUCCCCAAAACCAAACAAAAUUGUAUUUUUAGAUGUUAGCUGUGCAACAUUGCAUGUUUUCUCUGAAUUUUAGUGUAAAACCCAGUCCAGCUUCAUCAUAGCACUGACAAUAUAACCUUGAAGAUUCAGACGCCUUGAGGACGUACAGUAAAACGCUCUACUGUACUUAACCUACUCCUCUCAUUUCCUCCUCGCCAAAGCUGCUGUGAUGUAAUCAUCGUGGAUUACAUUUGGGCUGCUUUGUCACAGUAUCAACCAGCAGGAGAGGGAGACGGCGAUUUUAACAUAAACCCUUCAGAAAAUAAACUGCCAAUACUUCUGUCUCUGAUUACAAGCUAAAACUUGGCUGGGAUGUUGACAGUCAGGAUAGAUGUUACAUCUAUAUGUUUACAGUAUGCUUUCUGUUCAUACACUGUGUAGGAUAUAUUUAGACAGAUGGACAAAAUAUUAGGAACACCUCUGAUUACCUUAGUUGACUCCCUCUGACACAAAAAGUAGACACUGACACUGUCCACUAGGUGGCACUGUGUAUAUUGCUGGGCUGUCAGUUAGUUGUUCCUAUUGUUUUGUCCACCCCUGCCUGCCUUUACUGCUUAGCGGAAGCGGUAACCAUAUUGCAAAUCUUUCUGCCUAAAGCCUUAACUGACUGCCAGUGGUUCAUUUUACAGCCUAAUACCACAUUUCUAUGCACUUAUAAAUGAGAACGACUGAGGAAAAUUUCUUUUAAACAACAUUGUUUUAUCACAUGUAUUCUUUUUUGGUGUACACAAAUAAGCCAAAUAGCUAAACAUCUUUGUAUUUGAAACAUGAGUUGGUAUAUUUGCCGUCUUUUCACAUAUAAACAACAGGAGUGUAAAAAUAUGUUACAGUAUCUAGUGUAUGUUUGCCUGAGUAGUUCUACUGUAUGCAUAUAUGUGUAUCUGAAUAUGUAUCGAUGAGCUGUUUAUGGUCAUUUAAAGUGUAUUAUGGUUUUGCUGUGGUUGGAAGGUGCUUCAGGUUUGUCACAUUGGAAAAUUUCAUUUUUUUUUAUAGAAUGCAAAGGCUAUUCUAAUAUUUUACUACAGAAACUGCAGUAUAUUUUGAGUUCCUGCUUAUGGUCCAUGUGUGAGUUAAAAGUUGUUUUUUAUGUUUUUUUUUUGUUUGUUUGUUUGUUUUUUACACAAAGUCUGUCGCUGAAAUGCAACUGCAGCAUGUAGCAUUUGUGUUCAGACAAGGUACUCUUGUUUUCUUGUUUAUUGAACUCACUUCUCUACUUAUUGAUUUAAAGUAGUACUUGAGUUUCUAUCUUGUUAAAAAUGUUACACACACCAAUAUCAAUGGUUUUGAUUCAAAAUAUAUAUCGUUAGUUUUUGCACCAAGCAGUAUUCUUUGUACAGUUGGCUUAUGUUUGAGAUGGUUUUAUCUUGACAUAAUACACGAGAGCAUAAGUAAACAUUGUAUCAACAAUA